Messenger RNA from Erpetoichthys calabaricus (reedfish), 1337 nucleotides. RefSeq names its product tumor necrosis factor, alpha-induced protein 8-like 1 (gene tnfaip8l1). Gene Ontology annotation, biological process: regulation of apoptotic process. The record is from RefSeq and is a predicted model, not a curated record. Lineage: Eukaryota; Metazoa; Chordata; Cladistia; Polypteriformes; Polypteridae. The transcript has 2 exons. Gene Ontology annotation, cellular component: cytoplasm. Bases 304 to 864 code for a protein of 186 amino acids.
UGCCAAGUUGAAAUCCCUCCUCAAAUUUUGAAAGUUCUCUCGUCCAGUGUGGAGUCGGGUUUCCGCGCUUGUAAUCGAUCUACGCGUUAAAACACAACAAGGCUCUUCAAUAAUUUAACAGCGCGCCUGGAGGAUCUACUGAGAAAAAAACAACGUGUCCACAGAGAUGAUAAUCCUCGGCGCUGGAGUGAGAAAAGUUUGAAACGUGAAGAUCGUAGAGGAGGAGGAGGAGGAGGAGGAGUACAAAAAGAAAGUCGAGUGAACUUCGGUCGAGAGGAAGACGAAGAGAGAGAUAGAGCAGAAAUGGAUGCCUUCAGCACAAAGAACUUGGCGCUUCAGGCACAAAAGAAGCUUAUGAGCAAGAUGGCCAACAAGACAGUGGCUAACAUGUUCAUUGAUGACACGAGCAGUGAGGUGUUGGAUGAACUGUACCGCGUCACCAAGGAGUACACUCGCAAUCGCAAAGAGGCGCAGAAGAUCAUCAAGAACCUCAUCAAGGUCGUGGUCAAGCUGGGCGUGCUCUACCGCAACAACCAGUUUAACGCUGAUGAGCUUGCCCUGGUGGAGCGCUUUCGCAAGAAGGUCCACACACUGGCCAUGACGGCCGUCAGCUUCUACCAGAUUGAGUUCACCUUUGAGCGCCGUGUCAUGUCUGCAAUCCUCAACGAGUGUCGGGAGCUGCUGCACCAGGCCACUAACCGGCACUUGACCGCCAAGUCCCACUCUCGCAUCAACCACGUCUUCAACCAUUUUGCAGACUGUGAAUUCCUGGCUGCCCUUUACAGCCCUUCCGAUCUUUACCGUGUCCAUUUGCAAAAGAUCUGUGAUGGCGUCAACAAGAUGCUGGAUGAGGGCAAUCUCUGACUGCCAGCCCACUGCCCAUGACACACCUUGGCAGAAUGAAAAAGACAAUUAGAGGUGCUGGCAAGUUGUGUUUGUCAUUGGCACAAGCUGAUUGGUCACGGCCUACAGUUCUGAGGACAGCGACUCUCAAAUUACCAUAAGCAUAUGUAGGGGAACGUGGUUGGCGCAGAGACACAAUUUGGGGUGGGUGGGGGUUAUUUGAGCUGGCACUGACACAUAGUGAAGGUCUCGGGCAUGUUGGGUGGCACUGACAUGCUGAAGGCCUUAUGCAUCUGGACUGUCACUUAAACUUUGUGGAAUUGAAGCACUUGGGUUGGCACAGAGAAAUUUGGAGGGGUGAUGAGGCACUUGGGUGGAGUGGCAUAACCAUGAAGGAUAGGGGGUUGAUACAUGUACAAAACAGGUUCUGUGGCACUUUUGUUGGUAAAAAUACAAGGGAGAAAUAGGCUGGCACACAUAUCAGAACUCCAAAG